UAAAGAAAAUAACAAAGAAGAAAUAAGAAAAAAUAUCAAACAAUAAAAAAUACAUACUUUUGUUGUAAAUAAAUUUCUCGACUUAAACCCGUUAAUAAAACAAACCAAUAUGACUGAAGCAGAAGUGGAAAAGGUACCCGUAUCCUUUGCCUGUCAAAGAUGCUUACAGCCCAUAGUGUUAGAUGAAAAUCUUGAUCACAUCAGUGUUCAUGCCAUGGCAGAAUUAUCUCUGCCCAUAUAUGCCAGCAAUGUCAAUACCAUCGAUACCCAAGAUACUAGUGGAUUUGACCAUUUUGUGCCGCCCUACCGUUUAACGGACUCUAUUAAUGGUACUGGUUUUAUGUUAGUCUCUGACGGACGCGACAAUAAGAAAUGGAGUGCAGAUUUCAAACUAAAGGCCGAACUUUUUGAUUGUCUAUCGUCGAAUUCGGAAAUCGAUCAUCCCUUGUGUGAGGAAUGUGCAGAUUCUAUGCUGGAAAUAAUGGAUCGUGAAUUGAAAAUUGCCGAAGAGGAAUGGAGUGAUUAUAAGAAUUACUUGAAACAAUUAGAGCAACAACAGGAGUGUCCCAAUGUGUCAGAAUUAGAAAAAGAAUUGGCGGAACUGAAGGAAAAUGAACAAAAUCUACUUGGCGAAUUAAGUAAAUUAAAAGAAGAGGAACAGUCCUUGAACAAAGCCAUAGAAAAUGAAGAAGUGGAAAAGCAAAAACUUCAGGAGCAGGAAGCUAGUUACUGGCGUGAAUACACCAAACAUCGCAGGGAACUAAUGUUAACGGAAGAUGACAAACGUAGUCUAGAGUGUCAGAUAGCGUAUGCAGAACAACAACUUGAAAAACUUAAAGACGCCAAUAUAUUCAAUAUUACAUUCCACAUCUGGCAUGCUGGUCACUUUGGUACUAUUAAUAAUUUUCGCUUAGGUCGUUUGCCUUCUGUAUCAGUAGACUGGUCGGAAAUCAAUGCCGCCUGGGGCCAAACGGUGCUUUUACUAUGCGCCUUGGCUCGUAAAAUAGGUCUUUCCUUUGAGAGAUACAAAAUUGUGCCCUUUGGUAAUCAUUCAUAUGUGGAAGUAUUGGGUGAAAAUCGUGAAUUGCCCUUAUAUGGUACAGGAGGUUUUAAAUUCUUUUGGGAUACCAAAUUUGAUGCUGCCAUGGUGGCAUUUUUAGAUUGUUUAACUCAAUUUCAGCAAGAAGUAGAAAAACGUGAUCCAGAAUUUUUGCUACCCUAUAAAAUGGAAAAGGGUAAGAUAAUAGAUCCCUCUACUGGAAACUCUUAUUCAAUUAAAAUUCAAUUCAAUUCUGAGGAGCAAUGGACCAAAGCCUUAAAAUUCAUGCUAACAAAUUUGAAAUGGGGUUUAGCUUGGGUGUCCUCACAAUUUGCCAAUAAUCAAUAAAUUAAAUAUAUUCUAGUGCGUAAAUUAUUUGUAUAUUUUAUUUGUUAAUUGUAAACAUAUAGUAAUAGAUAUAAUAAUAAAUUACAAUACAUUA
Molecule: messenger RNA, 1481 nt
Organism: Lucilia cuprina (Australian sheep blowfly)
Lineage: Eukaryota; Metazoa; Arthropoda; Insecta; Diptera; Calliphoridae
Gene: Atg6
Product: beclin-1-like protein
Exons: 3
Coding region: 110-1387 (425 amino acids)
Biological process (GO): autophagosome assembly; late endosome to vacuole transport; cellular response to nitrogen starvation
Cellular component (GO): phosphatidylinositol 3-kinase complex, class III, type I; phagophore assembly site; phosphatidylinositol 3-kinase complex, class III, type II
Source: RefSeq, a predicted model, not a curated record